CCCGCUGGGGCGGGAGGUGCCCGGCGGCCGCCGCCGGCCCCGGGGGCUGUGAGAGCAUCGGGGGCGAUGACCUUCGCGGGGGAGCCGCGCUCGCCCCCUCCUUCGCUGGCGGAAAGUCAAACAAGUCAAUGAGGAGAACUUAAAAAAAAAAAAAAAGGCGAGAAAAAAAAAGCGCGCAACACCAAACCCUGCCUCCGCGCCUCUGGAUGAUUUCAGGGCUGAUCAGCAUCACCUAAAGGAAAACUUUGGUGACGCCCGGGGAGCCGACGUGGUUUUUCCGCCGGGAUGCAGGCGCUGGCUCCGUGAAGCGCAUCCCGGCGGCGGGGCAGGAGCGAGGUCCCUCCCGAGGAGCAGCACAGCCCCUGCCCAGCCCCAGCCCCGCCGGCUCGGGGGGUGCAGGGGCAGGGGGCUGCCGAGGCUCCGGACUGAGAUUUGAAUCAGAACUGAUUCCUAUUUGUUUACUGAGAGGGGUUUUCUUUCGCAGCAUCAUUGUUUUGAAGAAAGGAGGGAGGAAGGGGGAGGGUUAAAGCUAAAGAAGUAAGUCGUCUCUGCGAAGGAAAUGCCUUUUGCUCUUUUCAGAUGACCUUUUCUGAAAAUGUAGCCUCUCCAGCUGACCGAUUUUUAUUUUGACUACAAAGUGUGUGAAACUGAGCCCCAACUGCUCCACAAACCCUAGGAUGUGUGCUUCUGGGAUUAGCAAUAUGGGGCAUCUGUUGUCACCUCUCCUCUUGAGCCUGGCAGCAGUUUUUUCCAAAGUGACUGAGAGUCGAGGGAUCCUGGAGAGUAUACAGAGAUUUUCUUUACUGCCAACUUACUUGCCCGUGACCUAUCGUAUCCACAAUGCGGAUGUUUCCUUCUUUCUUAAGGAAGCCAACCAGGAUAUUAUGAGGAACUCUAGCUUGCAGUCCCGAGUGGAGUCCUUUCUGAUCUACAAAUCCAAGAGUCCACCCGUGUUAAACGCCAGCUAUGGACCUUUUUCCACUGAACAAGUAGUGCCCCAGGACUUAAUGCUGUCUUCAAAUCCGUUCGGAUCUACCAACAAGUUCUCCUUUAACUGGAAACUUAAGGCCUUCAUCAUGAGCAACAAGAUUUACCCCAGCAAGCCCAAGGUGCAGGUGCUGUUCUACAUCGUGGGCAGGGACUGGGAUGACUACAGCACCACGGAGCGCCUGCCCUGCCUGCGGGUGUUCGCCUUCCGAGAGACGCGGGAGGUGCGAGGCAGCUGCAGGCUCCAAGGGGACCUGGGGCUCUGUGUGGCCGAGCUGGAGCUCCUGCCCAGCUGGUUCAACCCCCCCACGGUCAUUGCCGGCCGGAAGAAACAAAUAGAUAAAUCUGAAGGGAGCCCCGUGGAGCUUUACUAUUCCAUCCAACCGGGAGAUGACAAAGGGGAGUGCACCAAGGAGGAUGUGAGGAAAAGUAACGGGAUCCGAUCGGGGCGCAACGACAUCGAUGAGUCGGGACCUCCCUUGCAGAGGAUUGGAAGUGUUUUCCUUUACCAGACACGUGCUGCCCCUUCUUUAAAUGAAAUGAGAUUGGAUAAUAAUAUUGUCAUCCAGUAUGCACCAAAGACUGUCAAGCAAGGGGACAUUUUGACUUUCCUUGUAUCUGUUGCUAAAAACUCAACAGAAGAUCAGUUCACGCUGAGGGCAAAGGUGAAGAAAGGUGUGAAUGUUUUCAGUGUGAGAGCCAGCAGCCCCUACUUGUGGGACAUCAGAGAGAGCAUGGAUUAUACUGGGAAAUAUGCACCAGCUGUUAUUGUUUGCCAGAGGAAAUCUGCUGCCUCUGAAAGCAGUGCUGAUGGGCCUUCCUCUGAAAUCAUGCAGAUUGAUUUUGAGAUUGAAGACUUAACUGACCCACCCGAGACCCAGCUCAUCACGUGGCAGGUGGAAUAUCCCGGAGACACAACAUCCGACCUCGGAAUCUCCAAGAUCUACGUAAACCAGAAGGAUCUGGUAGGAGUUCUCCCUCUGGCUAUGGAAGCAGAGAUCCUGAAUACAGCUAUUCUCACUGGGAAAACAGUGGCUGUCCCUGUCAAAGUGAUUUCUGUGGAAGAUGAUGGGACUGUGAGUGACCUUCUGGAAUCUGUGGAGUGCAGAUCCUCAGAUGAAGAUGUCAUUAAGGUUUCUGACAGAUGUGACUAUGUUUUUGUCAAUGGGAAGGAAAUGAAAGGCAAAGUGAAUGUCAUAGUUAAUUUUACUUACCAGCAUCUGAGUGCCCCUUUAGAGAUGACAGUCUGGGUUCCUCGUCUCCCGCUGCAGAUAGAGGUCUCUGACACAGAACUAAAUCAGAUCAAGGGGUGGAGAGUCCCCAUCAUCUCUAAUAAGAGACCAGCCAGAGACAGCGAUGACGAGGAGGAGGACGAGCGGAAGGGCAGGGGCUGUGCCCUGCAGUACCAGCACGCCCUGGUGCGAGUCCUCACCCAGUUUGUGGCUGAAGCCUCGGACCCCGGUGGGCAGACGAGCUUCUUGCUGGGAUCUGACUGGCAGAUCGACAUCACUGACCUGGUGAGGGACUUCAUGCAGGUGGAGGAGCCCAGAAUCGCCAAGCUGCAGGACGGACAGGUCCUGGUUGGGCUGGAGCUGGGAAUGACAACCAUUCAGAUACUGUCCCCCCUUUCAGAUGCCAUCUUGGCCGAGAAGACAGUGACAGUUCUGGAUGAGAAGGUGACAAUAACUGACCUGGGAGUGCAGCUGGUGACUGGACUGUCACUCUCUCUGCAGCUCAGCCCAGGAAGCAACAAGGCCAUCUUUGCUACAGCAGUGGCACAAGAGCUGCUCCAGUCCCCAAAGCAGGAAGCAGCCAUCAGCUGCUGGAUCCAAUUCAGUGACGGAUCUGUCAUGCCCCUGGAUAUUUAUGACCCCAAAGACUUCUCCCUGUCAGCCACAUCGCUGGAUGAGAAGGUGGUCUCCAUUCACCACGACCCCAAAUUCAAGUGGCCUGUGAUUGCUGCUGAGACAGAAGGCCAGGGGACGCUGGUGAAGGUAGAGAUGGUGAUCAGUGAGUCGUGCCAGAAAUCCAAAAGGAAGAGCAUCCUAGCUGUUGGAAGUGGCAGCAUUAAAGUCAAGUUUGGGCAGGGUGAUGCCAACCCCAACAUCAGUGACAGUAAACACAGGGGCGCUGGUGUCCACCUGGAAAAUCGCGCCAGUGACCGGCGCCAGAAAAACACCCUGCAGGAAAGAGCCGGAGGGGAUGGUCACUAUUACAGCUCCUCCAUGGGCCACGAGCAGGGCAGGGGAACCACCACCCAGAGGUCUAUUCUAAGUAGAAAAGAAGACAGAGAAAGUCUCCUGGAUGAUGACAGUCAGAACAUGCCCAUAGACUUCACGAGCUUCCCUGCGCAGGUGGAUCUGCCCAGAAACAACGGAGACUUGGAAGAGAAUGACCUGGUGCAGUCACCCAGGGGACUCAGUGACCUGGAGAUAGGGAUGUAUGCUCUCCUGGGAGUCUUCUGCCUGGCAAUUCUGGUCUUCCUUAUCAAUUGUGUCACUUUUGCUUUGAAGUACAGGAACAAACAAGUUCCCUUUGAAGAGCAGGAAGGCAUGAGCCACUCUCAUGACUGGGUUGGGCUGAGCAACAGGACAGAACUUCUGGAGAAUCACAUAAAUUUCUCAUCCCAACAAGAAGAACAUAUCACAGCCAUUGACAGAGGAGUGGACUACGAAGAGAGUAAAUAUCUUCUCAACACAAAUGCCACCAAAAAUAUCAACGGACAAUCUUUCAGGUCUGCUGAGACCACAUUCACUGAAGGGAAAGAACAGAAAAGUGAACCAACUACUUCUCCUACCUCUAAGAGGAAACGGGUUAAAUUCACCACCUUUACCACCAUCUCCUCUGAUGAUGGGUGUCCAACUGUCAACUCAAUCUUGAUGAGUAAUGAGGAUGACAUUAAAUGGGUCUGCCAGGAUAUGGACCUGGGGGAAUGCAAAGAACUUAAAAACUAUAUGGAGAGGUUACACGAAAAUGCGUAAUGAGACACAAGAGAUUUUUGGUUUGGUUUGUUCGUUUGUUUGUUUUUCACUCACCUUCUGCCUUUAAUUUUGGGUAGUGGGGCAAAAUAGCUAACAAGAAUCCACUGGUGGAUAAUAACUCAAUGGAGCCCCAAGAAGCCACCCAAAAGCAGCUGGGAGAGCAGAGAUCCUGGACAGCUCUUAGAAUUCAAAUCCUCUUUGUGCUCAGAGAUGGAAGUGAGAGAUGUGUGUGGUUUUUUGAUACAUGGUAACACGAGAAAAAACCUUAGCAAAAUAAUAUGGUUUCAUUCUCUGAGCUUUCCCAGGAAAUCAAUAAAUAUAACAAACUCCAGAGCAGUUUGGAUAUUACAAAGUUCACACAGCUCUACUGUUCAAUAUUGCAAGCUUUGGUUAAAAGCAAAAAAUUGGUCUCAGAAUAAAUAGAUCCACGAAAGAGCGUGUCAUCCAAGCCACGUGCAGAGAAUAUCCAUCCAAGAAAUUAAUUUAAAGCUGACAAAAACAGUGUGAGCAAAGCAGCUCCCAGAGCUGAAGAGUCAUGAGUUUCCAAAGAAUCUGGAGGGGGAAAAGGAGUAAGUGGGCUGUUUAACAACCAGCAUGUUUGCCUCCCAAGCACUGAGAAUGGAUACACAUAUACAGUUAAAACUGAAACUCUCUUUUUAAGUAGAUGCCAAGGUAAUAAACUUUGCCAGCCAAUUUUCAGUAUUUCCUAAUUUGUAAAAUAGGAGAAGAUAUAAUCUAUACUCAGAAUAUCACUCAUAUUAAGGAAAGGUCUGUUUUGGAAAGUUUGAGAGAACGCGCUAUUUUUAAAAAGCCCACUUUCUUUGAUUGCCCUGUUUCGAAUUUGUAUUCCCAGCCAUUUCCCUGGAGCCUUCCCCAUCUGGCAUCCUGAGGGCACUUCCCAGCAUCAGUCACCUUUGGAAGCCUGUGGUUCCUUCCUUCCCCUCCAUGCACACUCCCUCCUCCACGGUGUGCUCUUGCCAAGCACAGACCCUGUUGGUACCACACUGGUACUUGCUUUACAUGCUGUCAUUUACCAAAGCUGGCCACUCUCUCUCUGGGUAAGUGUAACUUGUGCUGAACUCAGCACCAGCAGCAGCUGCCUCUUUGUCCAUCCCCUCCCCUGGGGGAGGUCGGGUUGUUCAGUUCCUUCUGCUCCUGCCUCUUUAGGCCCCUGCUCAGCACGUUUAGAGGGCACUCGGAGGUCGCAGGGGAGAGCUGCACAUUCAACAUUGAAGCCUGAACAGCUACACUCAGUAGAUAACAUUUGUUUCUCCCAGAGGUGAUGAUUAUCUUUUGUUUUCUUCUGAUAAGGAUGUACAUACAGUAGGAUUUCAGUGAUUACCCUUCCAAUCCGAUGUGCCCUCCAGCCCCAAAACCAUGACAUUUUUGGUGAGGUCCAAAAGCAGCCUCCAAUGGCCAGUGGCAAAGUGCCAAAGCACUAACUAAAAUCCAGCUUAUAUUUCAAGUUUUCCUUUAUUUUCCAGAGUAAAUCCCCGCCCUUCUUUUGUUAUUAAGUCUCUUCCCAUCAUUGAAUCUAGGUUGCUCAGUUUAAUACACACCCGCCCUCCCACAAACACUUAGAUUGGAUCCCUCUAUAUUUAGAAUGUACUGUAGAUUGUAAGAAUGUAAUAUAUAUAUAUUUAUAAACAUGCCAACUGUGAAUAAAAUUUGCAUUUUAGUGGCUUCAUCUUUUUUUCCUACUCUGAACGCCUCUUUCCUUUCACUGUCAGAACGUUUACCCUAAAAGAGACUGGCAGCAAUAUGGAGACGUGUCCUUUGAUGAAUCCUUGAAGGCUCAUGGCACAGUCUAGUCACCAAGUUUUACACUGUGCAGUGUUGGGGGAGAACACACAACAUCAACAGCAUGUUAUGCUACAAAUGUAUUUGCACCAAGCCACCCUUCCAAGG
Neopelma chrysocephalum (saffron-crested tyrant-manakin) is the source of this 5876-nucleotide messenger RNA. RefSeq names its product transmembrane protein 132D (gene TMEM132D). Lineage: Eukaryota; Metazoa; Chordata; Aves; Passeriformes; Pipridae. The transcript is spliced from 9 exons. Bases 678 to 3968 code for a protein of 1096 amino acids. The record is from RefSeq and is a predicted model, not a curated record.